AUGACCAGUGCAGAAAUUAUUAAACUUAUCGUCCAACUCAAUGACGGAAUAGCCCAAAUAGGACAGUUGGGACUGGAAACUUUGGCUAAUAUUUCCUCGCCUGCAACCCCUAAAUCUCGUUCGAAUA
Molecule: messenger RNA, 127 nt
Organism: Ambispora gerdemannii
Lineage: Eukaryota; Fungi; Glomeromycota; Glomeromycetes; Archaeosporales; Ambisporaceae
Source: the annotation of a GenBank genome assembly